AUGGGUCUCCCGCCGGUCUCCUCGGCUCCGGCGGCCGCUCCGCCCGCCCCCCCCCCCGCGCCGCCACUCACUUCCGGCCCCCGCCCUCCAGCGCGGCCUCACCGGCCCCCGUCACGUGACGCGCGGGCCAAUAGCGGCCCCCGAUCGCCCCGCCGGGCCGCGGCUCCCAGGCCCCGCCCCGCUGGGCCGGCGGUGACCAAUCAGCGGCCGCGCUGCCCCGUGACGCGCGGCCCGCCCUGCGGCGCGGACCAAUGGGCGCGCGGGGCGGCGGCGUUUGAAAGCGCGGCGGGGGGCGGGGGCCCAACGGCCCGGCGGGGCGCUGAGGCGGGGGCGGCUGCGGGGCGGACCGGGCCCGCCGGCAUGGCGCACAAGCAGAUCUACUACUCGGACAAGCACGUGAUGCUGCCCAAGGACAUCGCCAAGCUGGUGCCCAGGACCCACCUGCUCUCGGAGUCAGAAUGGCGGAACCUGGGGGUGCAGCAGAGCCAGGGCUGGGUGCACUACAUGAUCCACGAGCCAGAGCCCCACAUCCUGCUCUUCCGCCGCCCGCUGCCCAAGAAACCGGAGAAGUGAGUGGAUCUCGGCCGGCUGAAGCCCCCGAGCUGAGACAGCACCUUCCUGCUCCUCAUCCUCGGUGCUCCCGGGGGGCUUCACCCCACACCACACCGGCGGGUGUCGGUGACUGUCGGUGCUGCUUGGUGGCUGGGCCCUGGUGCCUCUUCCCGCCGCGGGGCCUGAGCGUGUGUCAUAACUUCAAUAAAGGGAUGUUUGGGA
Messenger RNA from Apus apus (common swift), 774 nucleotides. RefSeq names its product CDC28 protein kinase regulatory subunit 1B (gene CKS1B). The record is from RefSeq and is a predicted model, not a curated record. Gene Ontology annotation, biological process: regulation of mitotic cell cycle. Gene Ontology annotation, cellular component: cyclin-dependent protein kinase holoenzyme complex; SCF ubiquitin ligase complex. Gene Ontology annotation, molecular function: cyclin-dependent protein serine/threonine kinase activator activity; ubiquitin binding; histone binding. The coding region runs from base 1 to 573 and encodes 190 amino acids. The transcript is spliced from 3 exons. NCBI's taxonomy places the organism in Eukaryota, Metazoa, Chordata, Aves, Apodiformes, Apodidae.